AUGUCUACCAAGCUUGAUAAGUCUUUGGACGAGAUCCUCGUCAACCGUCGUCAGCCGCGCGGUCGCCGCAAUGUUCGCCGCGGCAAGGCUACAAACGCAGCCGUUCCAGUUGGAGGAGUGAGGAAGACCACAAAGGGUGCUAAGCCUGCUGCAAAGGCUGUCCACAGUGGGCACCCUGCGCCGACUGAAAGCAAGAUCAUGGUCAGCGGCUUGCCUUCCGACGUGAAUGAGGCCAGUAUCAAGGAAUACUUCAACAAGUCCGCAGGUCCGGUCAAGAAAGUCAUGCUCACCUACAACCAAAACGGCACCAGCCGUGGAAUCGCUUCAAUCGUCUUCAGGGACCCCGGCACGGGUUCCAAGGCCGCGAAUGAGCUGAAUGGACUUCUCGUCGAUGGACGACCCAUGAAGAUCGAGGUUAUUGUCGACGCCUCGCACGCCCCUACAGUUGCUGCACCCAAGCCUCUGGGUGAUCGUGUCGCUCAGAACAAGCCGCAGCCCAAGCCGGCAACCAACGCGAAGAACGCCAACACCGCCCGAGGUGCACGUGGUGUCAAGCGUGGUCGCGGUGGCAAGGCACGCACCAACCGUCCCAAGCCCAAGACGGCCGAAGAAUUGGACGCCGACAUGGUCGACUACUGGAACGCUCCCAACGAGAACGGCGCUCCGGACGCCAACGCCGGUGCCGCCGCUCCCCAGCAGCCCGCCGGUGGUGAAGACAUCGGCAUGGCUGAGAUUUCGUAA
Aspergillus mulundensis is the source of this 741-nucleotide messenger RNA. RefSeq lists its product as uncharacterized. Bases 1 to 741 code for a protein of 246 amino acids. Gene Ontology annotation, molecular function: mRNA binding. Gene Ontology annotation, cellular component: nucleus. The record is from RefSeq and is a predicted model, not a curated record. The transcript has 6 exons. Gene Ontology annotation, biological process: mRNA export from nucleus. Lineage: Eukaryota; Fungi; Ascomycota; Eurotiomycetes; Eurotiales; Aspergillaceae.